Mugil cephalus (flathead mullet) is the source of this 6100-nucleotide messenger RNA. It is a transcript of the gene tie1, whose product is annotated as tyrosine kinase with immunoglobulin-like and EGF-like domains 1. Gene Ontology annotation, molecular function: protein binding; transmembrane receptor protein tyrosine kinase activity; ATP binding. The transcript has 24 exons. The coding region runs from base 235 to 3645 and encodes 1136 amino acids. Gene Ontology annotation, biological process: protein phosphorylation; positive regulation of kinase activity; cell surface receptor protein tyrosine kinase signaling pathway. Gene Ontology annotation, cellular component: signaling receptor complex. The record is from RefSeq and is a predicted model, not a curated record. Lineage: Eukaryota; Metazoa; Chordata; Actinopteri; Mugiliformes; Mugilidae.
UUUUACCGCAAGUUCAGACUCUGCGCUUAGUGUGAUAGAAGUCAGACACUACCUCUUAAAGCCACUUCGUUACCGUUGCCGUUUUGUUUUCCUUACACCUGAGCCGGAGUUUCGGAGGAUUUGUAAAAGUUAUGCGUAAAAAAGCGCAUCGUCGUGACGCAGCGUCACCGCUUUGGAUGUAGAGGUCUCCCUGGAAAGAUCUGACAGUUGACUUAUCAACACAACGAUUUCCCGAUGAGGAUUCUAAAUGUCAUGAGGAUUUUGUCGCUGUUGGUGUUGUACUUUUUUGAUUUAUCGGAUGCCGUGACCGACUUGACCAUGAUCUCCACGGCUGAGGUCACCAACAUCAAUAACUUCACCAUCACUUGUAUCAACGGAGAGCGCAGCCCAGCUCAGAUCAAGCUGGAGAUCAAGAGGGACAACAGAAUCCUCGUAUUCCCCAAGAAGCCCAGCUUUAAGGUGCACAAGUCCAGUAGCAAAGAGAUCGUGGCCAGGGGCUUCCGUGACCUGGAUUAUAUGGGUGUCUUCUACUGCGAAGCCACAGAGGAAUCUAAACAACUUCACAAUGUCACAAUGAUUAACAACGUAGCCAAAGUAAAUUUUAUCCCGAAUCACCUCACGCUCACUGCUAACAAAGGAGAUACAGUUCAUCUCAGCAUGCAGCUCCACAGCUCCCAAAGGAGAGACGUGACGUGGAAGUACAACGGUAACUACUAUUAUAUGACUCACUGGAAUGAUGUGAUCAACCAGACGGCCGUUCUGACUGUGGAGAAUGCAGCCUUUGACAAUCAGGGUAUCUACAGCGCCAGCCAUGUUGGGGACAGCCCCCUCCACGGCGCCUGGAUGAGGCUCAUAGUCAGAGCCUGUCCCGGGAACAAGUGGGGCCCUCAAUGCGACAGGGAGUGUCCAGAGUGCCUGAACGGCGGGGUGUGUCAUGACGUGGACGGAGACUGUGUCUGCCCCCCGGGAUUCAUGGGAACACGCUGUGAGACAGCCUGCAGAGAAGGAAUGUUUGGCCGAAACUGCCAGGAAUCGUGUGACUCCGGGCUCAACUGCAAAGGGCUUCGCUUCUGCCUACCAGACCCUUAUGGCUGCUCCUGCGCCAGUGGCUGGUUUGGGACGAACUGUGAUAGGGCCUGCCACAACGACAUGUACGGACCCGACUGCAAGCUGAGCUGUAAGUGCCAGAACGGAGGAGUCUGCAACCGUUUCAGUGGAUGUCAUUGUCCGACAAGGUGGAGAGGGCAGAACUGUGAGAAGUCCGACCGGGCUCCCCAGAUUGUGGACUUGGAGGACAACGUGGAGAGGAAUCUGAACUCCAACCUCAAGAUCCAUUGCUCGGCCACAGGCAACCCCCUGCCCAGCCACGACAGCAUCGAGCUGCGCAAGUUGGACAGCACUGUGCUUCGGGCCUCUCGCACUCUCAUGGACUCCAAUAAGAGCACGGCCCUGUUUGAGAUCUCUCGUCUGAGCACUCAGCAGGAAGGACUGUGGGAGUGCCGGGUGUCCACCAACGGGGGCCAGGACUCCCGCAAGUUCAACCUCACCAUUAAAGAGCCCCCGGUGCCCACUACGGCUCCAAAGCUGCUGGAAAGGAGGAGUAAGCAGCUGCUGGUGGAGCCAGUGGGCUCCUACAGAGGAGACGGCCCCAUCAUCUCCACCAGACUCCUCUACAAGCCUGUUGAGAAUGGCGUCUCUUGGUCCUCCAUCAUAGUCUAUAGUGAAAAAGAGCCCAUCACACUCAUGAACCUGGAGCCUUCUACGCGUUACUGCGUCCGAGUCCAACUGAGCCGACCCGGGGAAGGAGGAGAGGGCGCUCCGGGCCCAGAGACCAUCAUGGAGACUGACUGUCCUGAGCCGACAGUUCAGCCCGAGAUUGACAUCAGCUCGGUGGAAGGCCGCAACGUUACAGUACGCUGGCAGCUGCCUCCCAACAAUGGCGUUAACGCCCGCACAGCCAGUGGCUUUUUAGUGCAGCUCUUCGGGCCAAACAGCGAGAAGCUACUGGAGGCAACCACCCUGCUCACUGUGCUCUCCUACAAGUUCCACAACCUGAAGCAUCAGCGACACUACACCGCGGUGGUGCGCCUCUUCAACUGUGGCAGCCAGGGGCCGCCCUCCAAACCCUACCACGUCUUCAUCAACAGCCAGGUCCCAUCGUCGCCGCGCAACAUCCAGGCCCUGCCCCUGUCCGUGUCGGCCAUCCAGGUGAGGUGGCAGCCCCCGGAGGAUCUGAACGGAGGCAUCAAGAAGUACAUCAUAGAGUACCAGCCGGUCGACCAGGGGAGCCCCCACAUCUGGGUGGACACGGCCGACGGGAACAAGACCACCAAAGAUGUGACGGCACUCAACGGCAGCACGCUCUACCAGUUCAGAGUGAGUGCUUUCUCCAAUGUGCCGGGAGAGUGGAGCAAGUUUGUUCAGGCGAAGACGCAAGGAGAUGGCCUCGAGAGUUCAACCCCGACCACCAAGGGUGUAGCCGGGAGGUCUCCUGGGGACAGCUACCAGCUGCUGGUGGCGGUGGUGGGCUCGGUGACGGUCACCUGUGUGACUAUCAUGUUGGCGCUGCUGGCUCUUUUCUUCAUCAGGAAGACGCUCCUCAACCGUCGGCGAACGUUCACCUACCAGUCCGCAUCGGGCGAGGAAACUAUUCUGCAGUUUAACUCGGGAACUCUGACCCUGACGCGAAGGCCUAAGCCCACACCAGAGCCCCUCACCUAUCCGAUCCUCGAAUGGGAGGACAUCAAGUUUGAGGACGUCAUCGGCGAGGGCAACUUCGGCCAGGUCAUCAAAGCCAUGAUCAAGAAAGACGGCAACAAAAUGAGCGCAGCCAUCAAGAUGCUGAAAGAGUUUGCAUCAGAGAAUGACCACAGAGACUUUGCAGGGGAGCUGGAGGUGCUGUGCAAACUAGGGCAGCAUCCCAACAUCAUUAACUUGAUAGGAGCCUGUGAGAACAGAGGUUACCUCUACAUAGCCAUUGAAUACGCUCCCUACGGCAACCUCCUGGACUUCUUGAGGAAGAGCCGCGUGUUGGAGACCGAUCCGGCCUUUGCAAAAGAGCACGGUACCGCCUCCACUCUCACCUCCCAGCAGCUGCUGCAAUUUGCCGUGGACGUGGCAACUGGGAUGCAUUACCUCAGCGACAAACAGUUCAUCCACAGGGAUCUGGCGGCAAGGAAUGUCCUCGUAGGAGACAACCUUGUGGCGAAGAUAGCAGAUUUCGGUCUGUCCCGCGGUGAGGAAGUUUAUGUCAAGAAGACGAUGGGCAGGCUGCCGGUCCGCUGGAUGGCUAUCGAGUCUCUGAACUACAGCGUGUAUACAUCCAAGAGUGAUGUGUGGUCAUUCGGUGUUCUCCUUUGGGAAAUUGUAAGCUUAGGUGGUACGCCAUACUGCGGGAUGACGUGUGCCGAGCUUUAUGAAAAACUGCCACAAGGCUACAGGAUGGAGAAACCCAAAAACUGUGAUGAUGAAGUUUAUGAGCUAAUGAAGCAGUGCUGGAGGGAUCGUCCCUACGAGAGACCCCCCUUCUCCCAAAUAUCCGUUCAACUCAAUAGGAUGCAGGAGGCCAGGAAGGCCUAUGUGAACAUGGCUCUCUUUGAGAACUUCACCUACGCUGGGAUAGACGCCACCGCUGAGGAGGCCUGACUACCAGCCCCCCCAGACCCUAGCAUGCCACGAAGCUCCAAGAGAAAGUCGCGAGGGAGGACGCCACGUUACUGCCACCUCCCUGCCGCUCAACGCCAGGACAGGAGGACAAGGCGCUCGACCACAACCACCCAGCUAUAGAUGGAGGACUGUGAAAGGACACUGUAUGGAAUUAUUACAGGAGUAUGGCUGGGCCUUCGAUGGAAAGAUGCGUCUUGUUGCUAACCUUUUGGAAAAUCCUACCACCUGUCGCAAAACAAUAUCCGUCCAGGAGGAAAGAGACAUUGUUCCUCUUGCUUUUACAAAGGUUGUGAAGUGUUGAGGAAAAGUGGCAAAUAUGGAGCUAUGUGACUUGCUUAAACACCACAGGGUCUGUGGGGUGCCAGUGCUGGGAUUUGCUCUCCGUUGUUCAAAAUGGAGUAGGAAAUCUUUUCAUAGAGGUGUAAUUAAAGGACACGAUAAUGUAUGUUCUCAAACUCUUUGAGAGUGAAAUGAAAUCAAAAGACUUUCAAUGUAGCACUUAAAAACAGCCUUAUCCCUGACAUUUUUGUGUCUAUUAGUAUUUGCCUAUCACUGCCAUGUGAAUGUAACUACUACUGUAUGUAUUUUGCCUCUCAUUUAAGAAUGCAUAGAUGUAUAAAAGCCUCGUAUUGGAAUGUAGUCAGAGUUACAGACUGGUUAAAGUGCAACCAGCCAUAUUAAUGUGUUCAAUGCAAGAGAGCAGUUAUUUGGAGAAUGCCACUUCUACAGGGCAGAUAUACAACCAGUUUACCAGCUAGCACUAUUAUAGUUCUCUGUUAACACUAUGCAAUCUAACAUUAAUGGUAGUAUAUAUAUAUAUAUAUAUCUCCACUAUGUGAGAAUGUAGAGUAUGUGUUCAUAAACUGGUUUCUUGAAUAAAGGCCUUGUGUGGUGACUGGACUCAUCACCUCAAGAUGCACUUAUUGUGAAAAUGUUAUUUCUGGGACGCUGGGGGGGCACACAGAGAAAUGAGAAACUCAAGGUGAACAUGUUUGAGGCUCUAGGAGAACAAAAUCCUGGACAAGUUUGAAAUUGUUUCAAUGUUUGAAUUUGACACUUUUUUAGGUCUCAAAAAGAGGACGUCCGGUCACCCUAUGUAAUGUUGACAUUUGACGAAUGUUAUUUUUAAAGGUGUCCCGAUACUGAUCCUCACAAGAGCCAUAGUUUCCUGGUUAACUUGUCCAUAACAGAUAUUAAGUGCUUUUUCCUUAAGUGUCCACUGGUAAGCAGUGGGGAGCUCAUGUUCAGACCAACAUAAUCACAGAUUACUUCUUCUCAAUAAGAGACAUGGCAUGCUACGUGCUACUAGCAUGUAGUAUGUGCUGUUCUAGCAGGUCAGCACAUCUUCUGACGUCUUUUUGAUAAGCUGGUUGUAGUUUAAUGACCAUGUAUUUUCUGCAUCCGUGAGAACCUAAAACCUAACCUAAAACCUUGAUUAACAGUUAGCUAACCUACGUACCUUUGCUUUGCCUUUUCUUGUGGUUGGUUACAUAUUGUAAUCCAGAUUCUAUGAGAGUGAGUAUUGUAUUUUGCCGUGAGGUGGUAUCAAGUGCAGUUGUAUCUGGGCUAUUUUAUGAGAGCAAGUACAUGAGCACCAUGUCAGGCUAUCGAUAUUUGGGUGAAGCAAGGCGGAGAUGCAACAGGCCAGGGUACUGGGGCCCAAAGUGCCCUCAGAGAGCUCAGGAACACCGAUAUGCCCGGCUGCACUGAACUGAUCUGUCACUGGGUUUCCUCCACAAAUCAACCGCAGGCUCAGAACUGCCUGUCAAGCGUGGUUUCAGAGGGCCAGCUUCCGGACUCCCACACAUGUGUACUGUAAUAAAGGAACAAGCAUGCCAUUAUAUUUAUUUUUAUCCCAUGUCAGUCAAAAAUCGAUGUUUUACAUUGCCUACAAACCCCUCUGUGACCUCAGCUUCUGGGUUCUUUGUGUAGAAGAAAUGGGAGAAAUCAAUUUCUAUCCAGCAGCAGGUGUUAAUUUCAUGUGUAUUCUUUGUAAAAAAUGUUUUCUAGAGCAGGAAGGAAACAACACUGAAGUCCUGGAGCCCAUUUUUAGAGGCUGCCCCAACUGCAGACAUCCGUAGACUUGUGGUCCAUCCUAAAGGUCAUACACACACACAUUUUAAGUGAAUGCUUUGUAGUAUAUUAUCUUCUUGUUUUUCUCUUCUGUCCCUUUUCCUGUGUUUGGGGUUUGUGAAGUGUGUAUGAAGUUUAAAGGUCAAAAGGUCAUUUACCAGAUGCCGGCUCGUAUAACUAACUAGACGUAAGGAGAUAAGUUUUGUUUGUGUAUGGGGAUUCUUGGAGAUGACCAUCAUAUAUAAGGUGACGGUGGGAGCUGAACGAGAGGGGAUUCUACAAUUGGCUCCAGAGGCUCCCUCAGAUUCAGCAAGAGUUUUUGACGUUGUUCUUUCUUGUAAUAAACCUUUUUUGAAUGCAA